Cuculus canorus (common cuckoo) is the source of this 10116-nucleotide messenger RNA. RefSeq names its product neurocalcin delta (gene NCALD). Gene Ontology annotation, cellular component: cytosol. Gene Ontology annotation, molecular function: tubulin binding; actin binding; calcium ion binding. The transcript is spliced from 4 exons. Bases 183 to 764 code for a protein of 193 amino acids. NCBI's taxonomy places the organism in Eukaryota, Metazoa, Chordata, Aves, Cuculiformes, Cuculidae. The record is from RefSeq and is a predicted model, not a curated record. Gene Ontology annotation, biological process: calcium-mediated signaling.
CGUCAGCUGGAGGCAGAGCCUGCGGUUUCGGCCGCGCAGCCAAAUCCUUGUGAGAACCCAGUGGAUGCUGGAUUUAUCCCCGCCACCGCCGCCGCUGCCGCUGCUGUUUCUCAGGAGCUGCCAGAGCAUGGACUAUUAAAAACUUGCAUUUCUGCAGUGUGAGUUAAUAUUUUGACACCAACAUGGGAAAGCAAAACAGCAAACUACGCCCUGAAGUCAUGCAAGAUUUGUUAGAAAGUACAGACUUUACAGAACAUGAGAUCCAGGAGUGGUACAAAGGCUUCUUGAGAGACUGUCCAAGUGGACAUUUAUCUAUGGAGGAGUUCAAAAAAAUAUAUGGGAACUUUUUCCCUUAUGGGGACGCUUCUAAGUUUGCGGAGCAUGUAUUCCGCACUUUUGAUGCCAAUGGAGACGGAACAAUAGAUUUCAGAGAAUUCAUCAUAGCCUUGAGUGUAACAUCAAGAGGUAAACUGGAGCAAAAGCUGAAGUGGGCAUUCAGCAUGUAUGACCUCGAUGGGAAUGGCUACAUCAGUAAGUCAGAGAUGCUGGAAAUUGUGCAGGCAAUCUACAAGAUGGUUUCUUCUGUAAUGAAGAUGCCAGAAGACGAGUCGACACCAGAGAAGAGGACAGAGAAGAUCUUCCGCCAGAUGGACACCAACCGUGAUGGGAAGCUCUCUCUGGAAGAGUUCAUCCGAGGCGCGAAGAGCGAUCCAUCCAUAGUUCGUCUCCUGCAGUGUGAUCCUAGCAGCGCCGGGCAGUUCUGAACCCAUUCUUUGGAUGAAUUAUGUAUCUGCUUUUUUUUUUCUUUGCCAAACAACAUUCAUGGUAGUGUUGCCUCUGUAUGGCCAAUUAUGCCUUCAUUUGUGGCAUCUUAUAGCUUCUUUUGUUGUGGAUUAAUUAUAAGAAUGCUGAAUUGCUCUUACCAGUUUGUCCAGAGCACGAGCAGUACUGUUUUAAACAGAUAUAGUGGUGUUAUCGUUGUUUUUAAAAUUUUAUUUUUCUUUUUUGUUUUAAUAUGUCUGAUUUUGAAAGUAUGUUUUGAGAAGGAGGAAACCAACAACAAAACCCUUGGCAGCAAGACGCACUGACAGAUAUUAUAUUGCUGUUUUAGUAGCUGAGUAGUCACCCACAGGACCUGAAAGUGUAGUAGAGGUUGAACCAAAGGGGUUGUGAUGGGUGGGGUAGGGUUCACCUGGAAUCUCCGCUCCUGUCCAGGAGGCACCAGUUAAGGUCAAAGACAGGACCAGGAAUAAGUAUAAAAGCGCAAAACAUGUGCAGGGUGCAUUGUCCACACCCCUGCUCCUAUGCCUCCAUGUUUCAAUGCUGUGAACAUUUUCCAGGUUGUGAAGAAGGAAAAAUACAAAGGCUGACACUUUUUUUACUGGGUUUAUAGUGAUUGAUUUCACACAGCUUUGUCUGAAAAUUCAGCAAUUUGCAAUCCUGAUCCCCAAAUCCACAACUGACAAUACCUCUUGCCAUUUGGGAUCAGCAAAAGCAGAAAGAAAUAUUGAAAACUGGGUCUUGACAAUUAAUUUAAAGGAGAUACAUGAUGAAUGUGAAAUUUUCAGGUUAGUAAUAAAGCAGUUUCUACUAAGGAGAGUGGGCAUUCAUGUGAGGAGCUCACAGACCUCUGCAAGAAGCUCCCGCUGAGGCACAUCUGCUGCUCUGAAUGCUCUUGCAUAGUAUGAAUUUUGGGGGGUGUUUUUUUUCUCUCUCCAGUUAGCUAACAGAGUUUCUGGGCCUGCUCUUAGGGCAAGGCUGUCAUCAAAACUUGUUUUAAACAUAAAAUUGUAGCACUUAUAUUUCAUUUAUUUUAGUAAAGUUCAAAAAAUCUGUACUGAAACAAGGAAAUGGUACGCUUUAUGGUAUAUUUAUAUAUAUAAAAAUUAAAACAAAAAGAUUAGCUCUUGAGAGAAAUGUUGAAUGUUCAUCUUUUCGCCUAGAUGCAGGAGUUCUGAAAUUUGCUGCUGCAAAACUUUAUCCUUUGGUCAAAGUUGCUGUAUGCAAAGCUCAUCCACAUACCUGGGAUUUCUUAGGGACUUUACAAGUGCUGCUGCAACAGAACAGCUUUAGCAGCAGGAGGCAUUAUGCUGACUAAAUUGGCAUUAAUCUGUCAUUAGCUAAAGUCUGCUCCGUGAUCCUUUUGGAGAGGUACUCGUGUAGGCGUGCACAGUGUUGGGAAUUUGUGAGCUCGUUAGAGUAACCUUUGUCUGACAGGCAAGGUUGGCGUUUUGUCAAGUGACCUUGUAGAUGCUAAUCCCCAGUAGCCUUAAUUUAAAAUAAACUAAGGAAAAUAAUUCUGCUUUGCAGAUGAUGAUUAGCUAAGUACUAAUUAGAAGUCAUGAAUAAGCAGCUGAGUAUGAAUAAUUUUUUUUUGAACACUAGCUAGAAUGUACAGUAAUUGAGAGAAAAAAAAAACAACUAGACUUAAUUUUUCCAUACCAUUUGCUUUGCCAGGUGUGAAGUGCAGAGCAUAUUAAAAUAAAAUAAAAAUAAAUUGAAAAUAACAUUUCUAAUCAGUUGUACUAAAAUUAUUUUGAGUGGCUAAUUACACUCAAUAGAUUUCUUCAGGCACACACUUUGUCUCAAAUGAUCACAGAAAUCCAGCUGAUUAUAUAUUCCCAUUAUAUUAGUCACAAUACGGAGCAGAGAUGAGUGGGGGAAAACGAGAAAGUGAAAGAGGCGCAACAAGAGACAUAAACAGAUUUCACACCUAGCACUUUUAACUGUUACAAGCACCACUAGCAAAUUCUGCACCAGUUCUUCCAGAUAAUGGAAACGUUCCCUGUCUCUUUCUCCCUAAUCUUCAUUAGACAUCCUGUGCACAAACCUAACCCUUCAAAGGAGAGCCUAUGCCUACCAUCUUCGAGGUAAUUUUCUGGCCGUGUCUCCCAUACCCAUCACCUCAUGUAUACUGAAAGCCACAUUCCUGCCUGAGUGCUUUGAGGGUUGAUUUUCAGCAGGACAAGCCUGGCCAAACUGCUGGGGAUUGUUUCAGAACAUGCACUGAUCAGCAACCACUCUGUCAAACGUGAACAAGUCCAUUGCCCUAACCACUCCUUGGGUGCCCCAUCACCACGGCUGCGCGGGCAGGACUAGGUGAUGCUAGAGGAACCCUGCUGAACUUCUAACCUACCAACCCAGCACAGGCAUCCAGAGCCAAAGCAGCCCAGACCCAGAGAAAGGGCAUUUACUGAAGGCGAACUUGGAUAUCAUCUAGGGUUCCACUGUCUUCUUAAAGUUGUGAAAGUAGCUGCAUGUGACUAAAGCUUUUAAAAUGUUGCCUUUUAUUAAGAAUCAGCCUGCAGCUGCAGAGGACGUAGCUGGAGAUAAGUGUAUUGUAUAAACAUUUACAGAGUGAACUAAGGUUUUUCUUUUACCUGACUGCCGCUGAUGAUUGGUAUUGUUUUAAAUUAUUAACUAUCCCUUUCUUUCUUUGCCUCUGCUCGUAGUUCAAAAGUCAUACAUAGCUGGAGUGGUGUGAGGAACAUUCACAAACCUCAGACCAGCAGGACAGCGGUGGCAUGCUUCUCCUCAGACUGGCGUUUUCUGCUUUGCUGCCAUUCGUGGUUGCAAUCAUAGCUGUCUCCAUAAAACUUUUGAAGGCAAACUGACCUAUCCUGUAUAAAAUAGCACAGACACUUUCAAGCCAUCAAUUAUAACUAUUUCCAUACAGGAGGGAUGGCAGACAGCACAUACUACUUCAUAUAGCCUCUCCACUUUGUAGGUGCAUUCUCCAGUGCUAGUUGCAUGUGAAAGAGAUAACGUUCACUCACGUCUUGUCCAAAUGAAUUAAUGAGUGCAUCCUGCAUGUAGGCUGAAUGCAUGGCAAAUGCCAGUCCCGUUUACCCGCAUUCCCAGUCAGCUGGGCAAACUCUGGGCCAGGAGCUGUGAAGUGAGGACUAUGGCUUGUGCAAUCUGCAGCAGCCUGUUUUUAUUUUAGGGUGCUUUGGGAAGGGAAAAGGGAGCACAAUCCUUGUAAAAGCAGCAUGCGUGUGUUCUUGUGAGCACUUCUUACAGUUUGAGGAGAGCUGAAGAAAUAUCUAUGUUUCAACACAAUUUGAAGCCCUGUAAGUUCACUGUAGUGAAUGUUCCUGAGGUACACGGAGCUGUGCUGUUCCUCUUGUUGUUCCUAGGGGCUUGUAGGAUUUUUAUCUUAUUGUUAGGCAUUUUGUCCUUUGCUGUUCUCUGUUACAAAGCAUGACUUCCACAUUUUCUAGACACUUCUGCUUAAAACAGUAUGCCAGAAGUGCAUAACUUCUGUAGCUUGAUUAGUUCUAUGUGCAGAAGCAUUGCAUACCAGCACAAGAAGUGGUCAUGCCUGGCCAAGUCCUUAUGGUUUAAUAACUGCCCCUGGGGGCUAAGCACCCUGGAGUUUUCAGUGUGUACUCUCUUCACUAGUGGCAAAUGCGCAGUAAUGCGGCUUAGCUUAAUUUUCUUUCACUGCAGACCAGGAUAAGUCGCAUUACUUUGCAUUUGCUGUGGGCUGCAAGUGCACACAUGGGCAGAAAUCUUGGCUCAGCUGACUCAUGGAAACUUGGUGAACUGUGGUAACUUGAUGUUGAGCCCUAAUCCACAGACUAAGCCAAGAAGAGAACGUGGCCAUGGCCGUCCGUCUCUCAGUACAUGUGAACCGGGAAACACGGUGACAACAGACAGGUCCCUGGAGACACGUGACGGUGGGCAGGGAAUCUCCUGCCUCAGAACAAAUGCCCUGAGCUCAGCUGUCUUCCUUCUUUAAAAACUCUCUCUCUUUUUUUAGCAGCACUGGUGAAGAUGCAACAUGACAGCAAUAUAGCACAGAGAGCAUAAAGGAGGCAACCUUCAAAACAGUUUCCUUUUGAUGUCUAGUACACAAGCUGCGAGCGAAACAAGUGGAGGGGAGGGCUUGACAAGACUUCCUGAACACCCGCUACCCCAGCACCUCCUUGUGUCUUUCAAAUGGUGCUCCCUUAGUUUCCUGGCAAGGUAGUCCUUGGACUCAGGAGUUAGAUGUCAGGUAACUGGUGCAAAAACAAUGGAGAAGAAUAUUUCACCUGCCCUUGCACAAACAUCUGGAUGCAUUCUUUGUUCUGUGUCUUACUGGGUGGGAUGUCGUGUAGGAAGUGAAGUGGAGGAAUUUGGUUUCCUUGGUGUUGGAGGCAUAACUCGUGCUUAGAAAUGUAGAGAAACUUGGCAAGUGUCAGACAGCCAAGCAAUGCUCAGAGCUGCAUGCGGAGUUUUUCAUUGAUUGUGCAGUAGGCAGAUAAGAUACAAAGCAGUGAUAUCUCAGGCUUGUGGUAUGAUGUGCUCUGAGAUGGGGCUAGACCAGAAAUGGCACUUUCUAGCUGAGCAGCUCUGUCUGCUGUGUAUUCAGUCAGAGACACUGGCAAAAGACACUUUUAAAAUACCUUCAGCACGAACACGCAGCUGAAGGAGUAGGGUAACUGCUCUUCCUUACAUAUAAGAAACAGACCCAUUUGCUGUGUCACAGUUAGGAGUCAAAAAAACAAAAUAAGGCAUUUCGGAAGUGUAACUAAAGGCCAAAUAUUGCCUGCAGGAUCUUUCUUCCUCAUUGUGGUAGACAAGAAAGGAAAGCUCCAUUUGACUCUCAAAGCCCAGCUGCCAUUCUUGAAGCUGAGGAAAGUGAGAAGAACAGUUGUAUUUUAAGCACAGGGAGGGAAAAACAGAAUGGUUUAUAGACUGGCUCAGAAUGUAAUAACACUGCAGCCGUCAUUGAGGGCUGCAGAAGCUGUUAGGUGACUGGCAUUCAGAGCAGUGGAAUGUUUGGUUGGAUGCAAAGUCAAUUUCCUUGUCCCUUGCAGAAACCAUUCCUGGCUACCAUGGAUGUCUCAGUCAGCAGCACCCAUUCCAGCCUGGCUUUUGCUGCUGUUGCUUCCAGAUCAUCCGUACUGAAAAGUUGUUUCAGGAGUGGGGAUAUUCACAGGAUAAAUUCUGAAGCUUUUCAGAGGUACCCUCCGUAUCCUAACAAAUAACAGCUGGAAAGGCCAGAUGUAAGGAGCUUCUUGCAAUGUAAAGAUUUUAUUUCCUUAUUGCUCCCACAAGUCCUAAGUGUUAUUUUAGUAUGUAUAGUAGAGAUUAAGAUAUCACAUGUAAAAUGCUGACUAAUGCACAAUAAACGAAGCAAAAAAGAGCUCGGAUUGUAGUGAACAAUGUGAAAAGACUAAAAACUGUAUGAGACAUCACUGCCUUUAGAUCAGAGUCUGAAUUUGGAAAGUGAAACUCCCUAAGCAAUAGUUAGCACAGAACAGCUCCUUUGCACUAACCCCCUCUGUGUGACCUCCUGGGCUGCUUCACCCUUGUGUCACCAUGUGAUGAGGUUGGGGACUCUGGGUCCUGCUGCUGACGUGGUCAUCUGAGCUUAUUCAACCAGCUGAGUGCUUCCCAGCUUCCAAAGCCGGUGGCAGCUGCUCUCACUGUUGUGUUCUCACUUAUUGUGCAGCUGAAACAUGUUAGAUCUUCCCCUCUUGCCCUGAUCGUAAACCAAAGAAGUUCUCAUUUUCCCAGGGCAGGCACUCAGGGUGUUGGGCUCCCUGAGGCUUUGUGUCCACCUCCCGGUUGUCUUCCCUACCUUCUCUGUUAAUGAAUAACAAACACCAGCUCUUGACAUCUGGAGGAGCCAGGCUUGAUGUACUUUGAUGGAAUGGCCUCUGAUUUGGUUUCCAGCCUUUGUUCCUCCUGUGUAUACCUUGCCAACUACUCUAUUUAUGUCCCGGUAUUAAGUAAUGGUAGUACCAAACAUUUCGAGAACACACUGGACCUCUGUGACAAUGUGGUUUUCAUUAUCAUGUAUGUGUUUGUUGACACAUUGCAGACUGAACCGGAUUGGUGCUUGCUCUCUGCUGUCAUGGUUUAUUCCACAGAGAGCUGAUUUCUUCCAGGCAGGACCAGUAUCUUCCUAUGCAUCACCAUUCAGCGUGCAGUGGCCCAAUGGUGCCCGGGACGCUCAGAUGUUGUGGAACAAGAGAUAAAUUUGAUGCAGUAAUUUCAAGUGGAAACUCUUUCUGCCUUCUGGCAAAAGCAUGUUAAGGGUGUGACCUCUGCUGUUCUCUUCCCUAUGGACAGGAGUUCCAGUGUAUUUAGGGUUGGCCUCACAUUCCCCCACUAGGUGGGACGAUGGUGAUUAGGAAACCCACCUGAGAAAAUCCUCUUAAAUUCUAGGCUUUGUUUGCCCUGUUAAUUGGCUGUGCUCAGAGGGAAGAUUAAUCUGUGUGGUUGUUUGAGGGAGAACUCACAGUUCCUUGCAAUCAUCACUUUUUCAUUUCCUGUCAUUAGCUAAUUCCCAUUUCCAGGGCAACCAAAUAGUUUUUAUUAGUAUUUGGAAGAAAAACAAAAACAAAUCCAGAGUCUCCCUCUGAUUAGAAUCUGAGGAAGCUUACUAAAGACAUUGUGCUCAAUGUCAGUGAUAUGAAUGCUCUACAAGAUCACUUUUCUUUGGUACUUUUUGUUUGAUUUCCUUAUUCAUGUUUUGGUUGUGUUCAUGAUUUAUUUAUUUUUUUUAUCUUCUUAGAUUCAGUCCUGCCAUCAUUUAGCAAAAGUCUUGACGAUCCCAAGAGCAGCGCUGCCUGAGCUCACUGUGCCUAGUACAAAUGAAGUGCUUAAUUAUGUUAGGGAUUACUUUUGUCUGCACACUUGCUGCAAGUAGACAGAUUGAGCUGCAUUUCAAUAUGCUUAUCUCUUCCACUUGCUCACUUCAAUUCCGCCUGAGCAGUCUUGUAGUUAAUAUUCAUGUAUUCAGUUUCAUUUCAUUCUUGAACCCGAGGGGAUUAAUAUUGGCCUCUUCUGGCAGAAGCACUUGAUACCUUUUGAUUUUUAAAUAUUGCAGAGUGAAUGAUGUGAGAGAUGCAAAAGUAAAUGGUUACACAUUUGUUUGUGUAAAUUUGGGUGGAUAUUUCUGACACUGGAGAGGCUAAUAAAUUGAGAUAAACCACAGUCAAAAGGUGAAUGGAUCCAAGUGUCAAUUUCCCAUUUAAAUCUAUGACUAUUACAUAGGGAGAGCUUUCUCAUCUCUGUCCCCUCAGACUGUUUCUACAUCGCAGUGCCGAAUAGAGAUACUAAACCUAACUUUAAAUAAGCUACCAUGGGCAAACUAACUGCAGCAGUAUGGAGUUCAGCAUAUCCUGUGUCUUGGCAAAAUUAGAUACCUCUCUAGAUGAAUGCUUUGUAAGCAAACCUACAUAUCCUAAGGAAGACUUUUACAACUCAGAAAGGAGAGGAACAACUACGAAUUAAAUGAAUUUGGUCCGCAUAUUUUUCUUAUGGCUGUCUAGAAUUGCUAGUGUCCUGUGUGUAGCUGCCUAUAGCAAUUGUGAUGUGUUCAUUCUCUCCCCACCCCUACUUCUGUUGCAAUCUCACCUGGUGAUAUUCUGAGUCUCUGGCCAGUUCCCAGCCAGGCAAAGCCUAUAGAAAGGACAUCUAGAGGUGAGCUGCCUUCAGGAGACUGAGGGCAGCUCUCGGGAUUUGGCUCUGUGCUGUUGCAUGCUUUGGGCGCAUGUACCCACACAGUGACGUGUUAAACCUACCCGGUGAAACAGAAUUAGAUGAUCAGGCCAUCUGAGGAGAUGGGGAAUUUGGCGGAGGAUUCUGUAUGUGUUUAUGGCCCCCAGCAUACGCACCAUUCCCCCAGCUAUUAACCUCCAGUUAGGAUCUUUCUUGAACUCUUAGUGUUGGAGUAAAGUUUUCUUAUGCGGAUAAUGUAUUUGUAUUAUGCAACGUACUCAGAAAAAAAACAGAAUAUUAUCGCUCUACAACUGUCCUCUCCUCUUGAGAAGCUGUUCUCUUCUGUACAUAUGAUAUGCAGAAUGUAUGGGAGUCUUACCAGCGUUGGUUUGCAUUUUUAAGACUGUACUAAUUAAUGUGUGAUACUAUUGUGUUUUUGUAGUGGCAUCUUUGAUGUAAGAUGUAAAAACUAUUUAAAAAGAUUUUUUUGUUAUUGUUCAGCGUUUAGAUAUAGCACCAAGGACUGCAUGUUCACUAGAAUCAGCCUUUUUCAAGGGCCAUUGUAGCUGCAUGCAGGCGCCGGUGUUUCACCCGGGGCAUAGUAACUGUGUUCUCAUUUUAAUAGGGGUCAGUUUCGAGCAGAAACAUAAUUCUUCCUGAAAAAUCUAGUUUUCUGUCUUUCCCUCUCUCAGACUCAAGCUUCACCCUGGCACGCUGUGUCCCAGCCCUGGCCCCAGGAGCAGAACGGGGAGGAGCUUUCCCUAACCCAGAGCACCUCCCUGGUCCCAGUGUCAGGCUUCCUCAUCCCUCAGGUCACUCACAUGCAUGCUGUUUUCCUUGGACUGCUGGUUAUACCAAGACAAAAAUGGUGGGUUCACAUUUUAAGACCAUUUGUGCAAGUGACUUUAAAAUUAAUUAACCAAGAUUUCGAGGAAUUAAGGAAAAGAAGAGCCUGAGCAGCAAGUUUGGGGUCAAAAUCUUAUUGAGGUCCCUAAUACAGCGGGAACUUGGGGUCAGUCCCUAAAAGGACUAUUUGAGGGCCUUAGUUUUACAAUUCUUCUUGGGUUUCAAGAGGGAAGAGGAUCUCAAAUCCAGCGUUUUGGGCAGGGCUGACUUACUCAAUAAGUUGAGUCUGAGAGAUGCAUCUCCAGAUCAUGUCCUGGGCCAAAAGACAAGACAUGCUGCAGCUUAGGGAUUUAUUUUUCUUUUAGUUUUCUACUUUCAAGAGAGAAAGUAAUUCAAGCCGCACCUGGCAAAUGACUGACUUCAAAAGCAUGCUCUUCUUGUUAUAUAGACACUCACAAAACAGCAUUGUGUGGUUAAAAAGGCGCAUUUGUGAUAGUUUCUUUUUUCGGUGCCAAAAUGUAUAAGCAGUAUUGUUUGAAGGGAGAUAAGAAUUUUUUUACUGUACUGUUAUUACUGUUGAACAAAUAUUGUUUUUAAAUGUUAGAUUUUGAAGACUUUUGUAUUGUAAACUGUUUUGUGACAUGGUGCUUUUUCAUACUGGAAUUACUGAUUGCACCUAAAUAUUAAUUAUUUUGUUUUCUUAUAUAAAUAUGUAACUUUGAACAAUCUUGAUGAAAACCAAUGUGUGGUGGAUACCAACAGUUCAAACAAAUUCUCCUACUGAAAUUCCCUAAAUGUUCUUUCCUACUAAUAAAUAUUCUGCUGCAGCUA